Molecule: messenger RNA, 1665 nt
Organism: Selaginella moellendorffii
Lineage: Eukaryota; Viridiplantae; Streptophyta; Lycopodiopsida; Selaginellales; Selaginellaceae
Product: DEAD-box ATP-dependent RNA helicase 36
Exons: 6
Coding region: 8-1417 (469 amino acids)
Molecular function (GO): ATP binding; RNA helicase activity; nucleic acid binding
Source: RefSeq, a predicted model, not a curated record
GUUCUUGAUGGAGGGACCGCUUCUCUUCUCCAGGGCGGCACUGAAGAAGAAGAAGCGCAAGCGCGACGAUCCGGCGCCAGCAGCAGAACGCCCAGAUGAUGGCAAUGCGCGCUCCACCGAGAUUUGCAAGGAAUCGGAUGCUCCAGAGGGCGGCGGCGGGGUUGGAUCGUUUGAGGAGCUGGGAGUGGCGGAAUGGCUCGUCGGCGCCUGCAAGGAGCUAGGUAUGCGCCAUCCCACGCCGGUCCAGAGGGCUUGUGUGCCGCAGAUUCUCAAGGGAAAGGAUGUUUUGGGCAUGGCGCAGACUGGAAGUGGCAAGACGGCCGCAUUUGCGCUGCCGAUUCUCCAGCGGCUGGGAGAGAACCCAUACGGGAUCUUUGCGCUCGUCAUGACCCCCACUCGCGAGCUCGCCUUCCAAAUCUCCGAUCAGUUCAAGGCGCUGGGCGCUGGAGUCCAUUUGCGCUGUGCUGUGGUUGUGGGUGGCAUGGACAUGACGACGCAAGCACAGAUUUUGACGGAAAGGCCUCACGUUGUGAUUGCGACGCCGGGAAGGAUCAAAGCUCAUCUUGGCAGUGAUCCAGACAUCGCUGCCGCCUUCUCCAAAACGAAGUUUUUGGUGCUUGAUGAGGCAGACUUGCUGCUUGAUCGCGGGUUCCAAGACGAGCUGCAAACCAUUUUCGAUGGCAUCUCCAAGCAGCGGCAAACACUGCUCUUCUCCGCCACUAUGACUGGGGAUCUUCAGGCGCUGCGAGACCUGUUUGGCCACAGGGCCUUCUUCUACCAGGCAUACGAGGGGCUCAAGACUGUGGAGUCUCUCGACCAAAGGUAUAUUUUCAUGCCGGGGAAGGUAAAGAACGUCUAUCUCACGUAUCUUCUGGAGAACCUCGAACUGGGAGACAUACGCUCGGUUAUCAUCUUUGUGUCCCGCUGCAGGACGUGCCAUUUACUAAGCUUGAUACUGGACGAGCUUGGCAUCUCUGCUGUGGCUCUACAUUCAGUGAAGACGCAGCCCCAGCGAUUGGCGGCUCUGAAUCAGUUCAAAUCUGGGCAGGCAACAAUCCUGAUUGCAACCGAUGUUGCCAGUCGGGGCCUGGACAUUCCAACCGUGGAUCUAGUCGUGAAUUACGAUAUUCCGAGGUUUACUAAGGAUUACGUCCAUAGAGUCGGACGAACUGCGCGUGCUGGGCGUGGUGGACGUGCGAUCUCUCUUGUAACCGAGCUUGACGUUGAGCUGGUACACGAAGUGGAGUCCUUUCUCGGGAAGAAGCUGGAGGAAUACGAAGUCAGUGAAUCGGACGUGCUGAAAAACAUUACCAAGGUCUACAAAGCAAAACGAGUUGCAAUCAUGAAAAUGGAAGAUAGCGGCAUCCAAGAGAAAAUGGAUGCCCGUAAGAAGAUGAAAGUUAAGUCUCGAGCAUGAGCUAGCAGUUAAGUAGAUCUACCAUGCUGCUCCAGAGCCAAUGUUAUGGAGCAGUAGCUGGAUCCAUCGACCAUCACCGAUUGGCUGAAGAUGGAGAGAAGCCUGAUCUCGUUGACGGGUCUCACGCCAUGGAGCAGCAUCUCUUGGAGGAGAUCCGUGGCUAUCGCCAGGAAUCCAUUUGGUGAUCAUGGACGUCCAUGACACAAUGUUGGUUCUUAUUUCUUAUUUUACAAAUUUGUAUUUGUCAA